This is a messenger RNA of Haliotis rubra (blacklip abalone), 1137 nucleotides long. Its product is annotated as hercynylcysteine sulfoxide lyase-like. Lineage: Eukaryota; Metazoa; Mollusca; Gastropoda; Lepetellida; Haliotidae. Bases 1 to 1137 code for a protein of 378 amino acids. The record is from RefSeq and is a predicted model, not a curated record. The transcript is spliced from 8 exons.
AUGGAACUGGAAGGUCUAAAUGAAUCUGUAGAGUACGGGGCAAAGAUUAGAAAAGAGUUUUCCCUCCAGAAAAGCGAGAUAUUUCUCAACCAUGGAUCAUUUGGUGCUGUUCCAAAGUGUGUCCAACAAGUGCAACGAAGAUUCCUGGAUGAGAUGGAGAGACACCCCGAUGACUGGUACAGGAGGAAUGCUUACACGUACUGGCAGGAAUCACAGGAGGCAGCAGCAGACUUCAUGCAUUGUGAGCAGGAGGAUCUGGUGUUUGUGGAGAAUACGACCACAGGUAUAAACACAGUGCUGAAGUGUUGCCCUUACAAGCCUGGAGAUAUUCUGAUGUACACAACUCUGACAUUUAGGCCUGUGGCCUACACCUGUCAGGCCACAGCGGAUCUCUUUAAGGGAGUUCAAUUCUUUGAGAUGGAGAUCCAAUUUCCGAUAUCGAGUGAGGAUGAGAUUUGUGAGAAAUAUGAAGACUUCUUCAAAUCCAACCCCAACACCAAAAUUGCAAUCAUAGAUGCCAUCACCAGUCCAUCAGCUGUAGUGAUGCCGUUGAAGCGCCUCGUCGAUCUGUGUCACAGGUAUGGAGUUAUGGCCGUCGUAGACGGUGCACAUGCUGUUGGUACACUUCCAGUCAAUCUCACCGAACUCGGCGCCGAUGUCUUUACGGGCAGUUUCCACAAAUGGCUGUUCACUCCCAGGGGCUGUGGAAUGUUAUACGUGAAGCGGGAACAUCAUACCUGGGUUCGCCCGCUGGUGACAUGCUGGUGCCACGGACUGUCCCUGGACAAACAGUUCUUCCAAGUGGCUACUAGAGACCAGACCCCAUUCACCACUGCCAAAUAUGCAUUUGAAUUCUACCAGCGGAUUGGAGGAAUGGAUAAGAUCAUCGGCUACGCAUCCAGUCUCGCCACAGAGGCACAUGAGUAUAUUCUCAAGAAGCUCCAAGCAGAGCCAUUACAGAUACCUCAGAGUAUGGAGUCUCCCACAAUGAGGGUGAUCCGACUGCCAGACUUGCCUCAGUACCCAUGUCCAAUUUACGAUGGUGUUUUCCACUUCAACAUCUCGAAUGACUCCUCUGUCAGUCGACCAUCUGCUCCAAAUAAGCGUAUUAUUCCCAUUGACUCGGAUUCCGACUAG